AUGUCGAAGGACAUUGUAUCGUACAUUGGUCAAUGUGCUGCAUGUAAUACUUACCAGGAUGAUCAACAGAAGGAGUCUAUGAUCAGCCAUGAGAUUCCUAUUCGUCCUUGGCAAACAAUAGGAUGUGAUCUGUUUGAAUGUGAAAGCAGAGAUUACCUCAUACUCGCAGACUACUAUUCAGAUUACUUUGAGGUGGAGAGACCUCAAAGUAAAACAGGAAGUUCAAUCAUUCGCAUGAUGAAAUCGCAAUUCGCACGUCAUGGAAUCCCAGAUAGAGUAAUAUCGGACAACGGACCGCCAUUUGGAAGCAGAGAGUUUGCAGAAUUCAGUAAAAGUUAUGAAUUCGAGCAUGUUACAUCGUCCCCUAGAUAUGCACAAUCUAAUGGCAAUGCCGAGAACUCUGUAAAGAUUGCCAAACGGCUUAUUCAUAAGUGUGUAAUGGACGGGAAAGAUCCAUUUUUGGCGCUCCUGGAUCUACGCAAUACGCCUUCUCAAGGAAUAGGUUACUCACCUGCACAACGAAUAUUUGGUAGACGUACCAAAACGCUAUUAAAAGUAGCUGAACAUCUACUCAGACCACGUUAUGCUGACCACACCAGGGAAAAGCUUUAUGAACGCAAGGAACGUCAGACAUACUACUAUAAUCGAGGAGCUAAGGAGCUGAAACCCUUAUCAGAAGAAGAUACCGAACAGAGUGAUAUACGUUCGUACAAGGUGAGAAUUGAGGAUGGUCGUGUAUACCGUCGCAAUAGACGUCAUCUCCGAUUUAGUCGAGAACCAUUCCGUACUGAUCAUGAAAAUUCAGAGCCUGAACCGCUGAUUGAACAAUCACAGUGUAAUGAUGCUCCAGUUCCUAUAAUAAUCAGCAAUGAGCCAACACCAGUUCCACCAACAUCAGAAUUACGCAAUACACAAGAUACCGUACCCGUUCACCAACCCAAGCAACCAGUAUCAUCGUCCCAUGAAAACACGUAG
Saccostrea echinata is the source of this 975-nucleotide messenger RNA. RefSeq lists its product as uncharacterized. Gene Ontology annotation, biological process: DNA integration. Gene Ontology annotation, molecular function: nucleic acid binding. NCBI's taxonomy places the organism in Eukaryota, Metazoa, Mollusca, Bivalvia, Ostreida, Ostreidae. Bases 1 to 975 code for a protein of 324 amino acids. The record is from RefSeq and is a predicted model, not a curated record. The transcript is spliced from 2 exons.